CCCCCAUCCGCGGCCGGCCCGGGCCUCCCCCACUCUUCCAGGAGAACUCGGAUCCGCGCCAAGGGGCCGCCCCCGCCUCGGCCCUCCCCGCUCCCCGCCAUCCCCUCCAGGGGCGGCUGGACCUUAAAGAGCUGGGCCGCCCGGCUCCGCACAGCGCCGCCCCCGACGGCAAUCCGUGCGCCCCGCUCCCCGUGCGCCCCGCGCUCUCACCCGCAGCCCGGUCCAGGCACCCGCCCCCGGGACACCCGGGUUGCGCCGACGCCGCGGUCCCCGCAAACCCUGCGGGCAGAGCCACCAUGCUGCCCUGGAGCGGAACCGCCUUCCUCCUGCUACACCUGGCGCUGCAGCCCUGGCCGGGACCCUGCGCCCAGGCCACCCCCCAGGUCUUUGAUCUGCUUCCGUCGUCCAGCCAGAGGCUGAACCCAGUGGUCCUCCAGCCGGUCCUGACAGACCCCACCCUGAAUGAGCUCUAUGUGAUUGCUACCUUCCAGCUGCAGUCUAAAAGCUCAGCCACCAUCUUUGGUCUUUACUCUUCAACCGACAACAGCAAAUAUUUUGAAUUUACUGUGAUGGGACGCUUAAACAAAGCCAUCCUCCGUUACUUAAAAAACGAUGGGAAGAUUCAUCUGGUGGUUUUCAAUAACCUUCAGCUGGCUGAUGGCAGACGACACAGGGUCCUCCUGAGACUGACGAACCUUCAGCAGGGGGCUGGCUCUGUGGAGCUUUACCUGGACUGCACACAGGUGGACUCCAUUCACAAACUCCCCAGAGCCUUUUCUGGCCUCUCCCGGAAUCCCAGAAACAUCGAACUGAGGACUUUCCAGAGGAAAGCACAGGACUCCUUAGAAGAGCUGAAGCUGGUGGUGCGAGGCUCCCUGAUCCAGGUCGCCAGCCUCCAAGACUGCUUCCUGCAGCAGAGCGAGCCCCUGGCCACCACGAGCACAGGAGACUUUAAUCGACAGUUCUUGGGGCAAAUGACACAACUGAACCAGCUGCUGGGUGAGGUGAAGGAUCUCCUGAGACAGCAGGUCAAGGAAACAUCAUUUUUGCGAAACACCAUAGCUCAAUGUCAGGCUUGUGGUCCUCUCAGUGUUCAGUCUCCAACCACAAACACACUGGUGCCUCCUGCACCGCCCUCACCCCCAACGCCACCAUCGCCCCCGGUGCGUCGGUGUGACUCCAACCCGUGUUUCCGUGGCGUCCGCUGUACUAACACCAGGGACGGGUUUCAGUGUGGAUCUUGCCCCGAGGGCUUCACAGGCAACGGAAUCACCUGUUCUGACGUUGAUGAGUGUAGAUACCAUCCCUGCUACCCAGGUGUACGCUGCAUCAACUUGGCCCCUGGCUUCAGAUGCGAUGCCUGUCCAGUGGGCUUCACAGGGCCCAUGGUGCAGGGUGUUGGGAUCAAUUUUGCUAAGUCGAAUAAGCAGGUCUGCACUGAUAUUGAUGAGUGUCGAAAUGGAGCAUGUGUUCUUAAUUCUAUCUGUAUUAACACGUUGGGAUCUUACCGCUGUGGGCCUUGUAAACCAGGGUACACGGGUGAUCAGACGAGGGGGUGUCAGAGUGAGAAGAGCUGCAGAAGCCCAGAGCUGAACCCUUGCAGCAUCAACGCACAGUGCAUCGAGGAGAGGAACGGGGAAGUCAACUGUGUGUGUGGAGUAGGCUGGGCUGGUGACGGCUAUGUCUGUGGGAAGGACGUGGAUAUUGACAGCUACCCCGAUGAAGAACUGCCGUGCUCUUCCACAAACUGCAAGAAGGACAACUGCAAGUAUGUCCCCAAUUCUGGCCAAGAGGACGCUGAUAGAGACGGCAUUGGAGACGCUUGCGACGAUGACGCGGAUGGAGACGGGAUCCUGAACGAGCAGGACAACUGUGUCCUGACUCACAACGUGGACCAAAGGAAUAGUGACAAAGACAUCUUCGGGGAUGCCUGUGACAACUGUCGGGCCGUCCUAAACAAUGACCAGCGGGACACAGAUGGGGAUGGCAAAGGAGAUGCCUGUGAUGAUGACAUGGAUGGAGAUGGGAUUAAAAACAUUCUGGACAACUGCCAGAAAGUUGCCAAUCGUGACCAGAGAGACCAGGAUGGCGACGGCGUGGGGGAUGCCUGCGAUAGCUGUCCUGAUGUCAGCAAUCCUAACCAGUCCGAUGUGGAUAAUGAUCUGGUUGGGGACUCCUGUGACACCAAUCAAGACAGCGAUGGAGAUGGCCACCAGGACAGUACAGACAACUGCCCCACCGUUAUCAACAGCGCCCAGCUGGACACUGACAAGGAUGGCAUUGGGGACGAGUGUGAUGAUGACGACGACAAUGACGGCAUCCCAGACCUAUUGCCCCCUGGGCCAGACAAUUGCAGGCUGGUCCCCAACCCAGCCCAGGAGGACGGCAACAGUGACGGUGUGGGAGACAUCUGUGAGACAGACUUUGACCAGGACCAUAUCAUUGAUCGGAUCGAUGUCUGCCCAGAGAAUGCAGAGGUCACCCUGACUGACUUCAGGGCCUACCAGACCGUGGUCCUGGACCCUGAAGGGGAUGCCCAGAUUGAUCCCAAUUGGGUGGUCCUGAACCAGGGCAUGGAAAUCGUGCAGACGAUGAACAGUGAUCCUGGCUUGGCAGUGGGGUACACGGCUUUCAAUGGAGUUGAUUUCGAAGGGACAUUCCACGUAAACACGCAGACAGACGAUGACUACGCCGGCUUUAUCUUCGGCUACCAAGAUAGCUCCAGCUUCUAUGUGGUCAUGUGGAAGCAGACAGAGCAGACGUAUUGGCAAGCCACUCCCUUCCGGGCUGUGGCAGAGCCCGGCAUUCAGCUCAAGGCUGUAAAGUCUAAGACAGGACCAGGGGAGCAUCUCCGUAACUCUCUGUGGCACACCGGCGACACGGGGGACCAGGUCAGGCUUCUGUGGAAGGACUCCAGGAACGUGGGCUGGAAGGACAAGGUGUCUUACCGCUGGUUCCUGCAGCACAGGCCUCAGGUGGGCUACAUCAGGGUGAGAUUUUAUGAAGGCUCUGAGUUGGUGGCUGAUUCCGGAGUCACCAUAGACACCACCAUGCGUGGAGGCCGGCUGGGCGUUUUCUGCUUCUCCCAAGAAAACAUCAUCUGGUCCAACCUUAAGUAUCGCUGCAAUGAUACCAUCCCAGAGGACUUCCAAGAGUUUCAGACGCAGAAUUUUGAUCGCCUGGACAACUAACACAAGGAAGCGAGCUGGAACCGCUUUUCCAAACACGAAAGCCAUGUUUUUUUUGUUUUUUGUUUUUGUUUUUACUUCCUACAAUUUUAUACACACUGUGCUGUCUUUUACCAAGCCCGGAUCUAUCAAACUUUUUAUAUGGAGGUGGUAAUAAAGAAGAGAUGAUUUCUAAAAAUAAGUAAAUAUAAUAAAAAAAAUAA
Messenger RNA from Erinaceus europaeus (western European hedgehog), 3391 nucleotides. RefSeq names its product thrombospondin 4 (gene THBS4). The record is from RefSeq and is a predicted model, not a curated record. Gene Ontology annotation, cellular component: extracellular region. Gene Ontology annotation, biological process: cell adhesion. Lineage: Eukaryota; Metazoa; Chordata; Mammalia; Eulipotyphla; Erinaceidae. The transcript is spliced from 22 exons. Gene Ontology annotation, molecular function: calcium ion binding. Bases 297 to 3191 code for a protein of 964 amino acids.